Molecule: messenger RNA, 1782 nt
Organism: Colletotrichum orchidophilum
Lineage: Eukaryota; Fungi; Ascomycota; Sordariomycetes; Glomerellales; Glomerellaceae
Exons: 3
Coding region: 1-1782 (593 amino acids)
Source: RefSeq, a predicted model, not a curated record
AUGGAAGAUCUUAGACAGGCAGACCCGACUCUUCCGCAGCAUCGCGAGGGUAACAAACCCCCCAUUCCGGACAAGAAGCCACUCGACACUGACGCCGGGUCCAUUGCCCUUGACGACAUGGGACUUACCUACAGUCCCGCCCCCAAGAACCAAGUCACUGUCAUCAUAGAGCCGGCUAGCCCGUUCGCGAAUUCUGAAUCUGACAUGAUGGGCUUCACCAAGGUCGAGAUGCCUGCUCCGGAGAAUGGUGCUCAGAGCAGUGGCCCAAGGCAAGCUCUGCCCAAAGGCCUCGUUGCCACUCGCUUCAAUAAUUAUCCUGCCUCCCAUUCUUCUCGUCAACCCCUAUCCCCUUCUUCGACGGUGACCUCUUCUUCCUUUGUUGAAUGCGAUCUCAUCGACCUUGGGACUGACGUUUCCUCGCCUUCAAGAGAAUUUUCCGAAAAGGACGUCAACACCACUGCACGCGACGGCGAAGACGAAACAGAGGUCAGCCAAGAGUUACUCCUACGCCGUGAAAUCGAGGAACUACGUUACAGACUCAAGUCAACAACGGCUCGAGCCGAGAUUGCCGAGGAGAAGGUUGAACGAGCGGAGCAAAGAAUCGGCGAGAUCAAGUCUACCGUGACCUCGACCGUUACAGAGAUCAAGAACGAUACGGGGCCUCUCGCUACAAAAUUCGAUGAGCUCGAGACGGAGAACUCAGCUUUGAAAGAGCAGCUCAGGGACGCCCAAUCUCACAUCUUCAGCUUGCAGCCCUACCGCAAGGAACUCACACCUGAAGAAGUCGGGCGCGAAUACGAUGAUCUUAUUGAAGGCAUCAGCGAUUGGGUAACCAAAUUUAUGGACCCAUUUCUAGAUGAUCAUGAAAAGGGGGUCGAAGAUAUCAUGAUGACUGCCCGCAGGAAGCCCACCGACGCUCUCAAGUUGAAGCGGAUCAUACAUCUAUAUCCUGACCUUGUUCAUGGCGCAGUAUUCCCAGAAACGGACGAAGAUAUUGCUGUCGCGAUUAUCAUGAGGUUUCUCAACGACAACAUUUUUCAAAAGAUUUUGUACGGCGCCAUCACCAACUACGUUGAGGUCCUCAGCUUCGUGGAAAUAGCACUGCAGAACCACGUUGAUCCCAAGCGAGACCUCUUCGCGAUCAGAACAUGGACAGCAGAGGCAUACAACGCAAUCUUGAGCUCCCGGGAGUUCAAGGGCUGCCGGGAGAAGAAGAUGCGUGAACUCACAAUCGAGCUUGCGGGCAUUUUCAGGAUCUUCAAUCGGAAAGACAAGAUAGAUGGAUUUUACAAAAGCUUCGAAGAGCAUUGUAUCAGGCCAGCCAUGCAGCUCUACGAGAAAAUACAGGUUUCCACCAACCAUUUCUAUUUCGACAUCAACCCAUACAUCAUGUGGGGCGGGGACGACGAGAUGCAAACGUCGACCGACUUCCUCGACAACUUGCACGAUCUCGACUGCAAGAACAUUCUGCAGAACCGCAAAGCCUUCAAUCUGGCCAAGAUCGACCCGCAGCCUACCAAGAAGGAGCUGUAUCACCACCUGCUCAACGUUUGCACCCUCACACCGGCGCUCUACAUGCGACAGAUUGGUCGCAAGGACGUCAUCAAGGAACCGCAGCUUGUGCGGCGUCAACAGAUGUUGGUGGCGUGGGGGCCGCAAGACAAGCGUGACACGUUCCAGGAGAAUGGUGAUCGUACGCUGCUGAGCCAACUUUACUACGCAAAGAGCGAUCGAGAGAGGCAGGAGGCCGGUGGAUGGACGAACUUCCGUUGGGGAGGCUAG